This is a messenger RNA of Annulohypoxylon truncatum, 1622 nucleotides long. Its product is annotated as FMN-linked oxidoreductase. Bases 219 to 1487 code for a protein of 422 amino acids. Lineage: Eukaryota; Fungi; Ascomycota; Sordariomycetes; Xylariales; Hypoxylaceae. The record is from RefSeq and is a predicted model, not a curated record. Gene Ontology annotation, biological process: tRNA processing. The transcript is spliced from 2 exons. Gene Ontology annotation, molecular function: tRNA dihydrouridine synthase activity; flavin adenine dinucleotide binding.
UUCAUGAUUUCAGCUUCUAAGUUGUUCUUCCUCUGCUAUAAAUCGCGGUUUAGCUAUAGAGCUACUUAAUAACACGACCGAAAGCUCAAGGAGUUACGAUGUGAUCUAAAUCUUCGUACAUACAUAAUAGAUCUAUAACCAGGGAAACAAGGCCCAAAUGACACUGGUCGUCUCAGUAUGCAUCAUACCAUAUACUCCUACUUCGACAAGUGACCAAGAUGGACACGGAGAGUGAAGAUGGGCUCAUCUGGCCCAAGAUCCACCCCUUAAAGCUCUUCGACGCCGCAAAGUCCCAAAACCGGCUGCUCUACGCCUGCGCGCCCAUGGUGCGCUACAGCAAGCUCGCCUUCCGGCAGACGGUCCACCACUUCGGCACGGACCUGUGCUGGACGCCCAUGAUCCUGGCCAAGGAGUUCAACCGGAGCCGGUUCGCGCGCGACAGCGACCUGACCAUAUCCACCCCAACCCCAGUUCCAGCUCCUGGUAGAAAGGGAGAAGGGGAUGGGUGUGGAGUUAGGGAUGAGGAAGUCCCGACGAUAGCCCAGUUCGGCGCGAACCAACCUCUCGAGCUCUCCCGCGCCGCCUCCCUCGCCGCCCCCUACGUCAACGGCGUGGACCUGAACUGCGGUUGUCCGCAGAGCUGGGCGUGCGCGGAGAAGCUGGGAGCCGCGCUGAUGGAGCGGCGCGAGCUGGUUCGGGACAUGGUAGUCGAGACGCGAGCUCGGCUCUCGCGCGACGGGUGGGCCGUGGACCUGGCCAACUACGACUCCAACCCCGACGUCGAUCCUCGCGCAGGCCGCGGCCGCAGCGUCAGCGUCAAGAUCCGCGUGCACUCCGACCUGCGACGGACGAUGGACUUCAUAACGACCGUGCUCGGGGACGAGCACAACCGCAACAUAGACUGGUUGACGAUCCACCCGCGCACGCGCCGCACGCCAAGCAGCGUCCCCAUCAACAUCGAGGCCCUUGAGAUCCUGACCUCGACGUACGGCACGAAGCUUCCCGUCCUCGUCUCCGGCGACGUAUUCACGCUCUCCACGCUGCCGUACACGUCGCAUCUACUUGACCCGCAACCCACGUUCACCACCACCUCCUCCUCCUCCAUCACCCCCGACAAUGCUGCUGAUUCUCCUCACCCUCCACCCACAACUCGCAAACCGCACCUCCCGAACCUAUCAGGCCUGAUGUCCGCGCGCGCCCUCCUCGCGAACCCGGCGCUCUUCAGCGGCCUUGAUAGCUGUCCCUGGGAAGCCGUCGACGUCUUCAUGACCAACGUCGCGCGGGCCCCGCUGCCGCUGAAGCUCGGCGUGCACCACCUGACCGAGAUGUGCGGGCCCGGCUUCGGGCCCGAUCGCAACGCCGCGCUGCUGACGAAGAAGGAGCGCGUGCGGCUUACCGAGAUGGGGAACUGGGUUGAUGUUAUUGAUUAUAUGGAUGAGAUCCGGAGUCAGAGAGGAGGGGAGGGUGGGAUGGUGCGGUUGGCUUGAGGGUCUGACCAUUGAAUAGUGUAUUGUAUGGAUGGAUAGGAGGGUCGGUAUGUGGGCCUAUAGACAUAGACUCCGCGAGAACAAUUGCUCGAUACCUAGUUCAAAAUCUUUAGUUAAUGUACAAGCCUUAAUCAC